Cuscuta campestris is the source of this 877-nucleotide messenger RNA. NCBI's taxonomy places the organism in Eukaryota, Viridiplantae, Streptophyta, Magnoliopsida, Solanales, Convolvulaceae. The record is from the annotation of a GenBank genome assembly.
AGGCAUGAUGAUGAUGGGCUUCUAUACCCACGCAUUAACUGCGUGGUUCAUUUUGCUGGUCCAUUCAUUUAGGGUUUCUCUUGCCGCCAACUCGGAAGGUGAUGCCUUGAAUAGCUUUAAGACAAACUUACAAGACCCUAACCGCGUGUUGCAAAGUUGGGACAAUAACCUUAUUAAUCCUUGCACUUGGUUCCAUGUCACAUGCGACGACCAGAAUAGGGUCACACGAGUGGAGGUAUACAACAAUAGCAUAAGUGGACAAAUUCCACCGGAAUUGGGGGAUCUAACAAAUUUGAUCAGCUUAGAUCUGUACGGGAACAGCUUAACUGGUCCCAUUCCCGCCUCAUUGGGCAAACUUUCAAAACUCCGAUUCCUCCGCCUCAAUAACAAUAGCUUGUCCGGUUCCAUUCCCGUGGAGUUAACACAGACAUGGGGUCUCAGUGUCCUGGAUCUAUCAAACAACCGGUUCUUUUAGCGGGUUUACCCCUAUCAGCUUUGGGAACAACCCGGAUCUUUGUUUUCCUACCAUGGAACAUCCUUGUUAAUGGAAUGGGAGAAUUGCAGGGGAAGAUGAACGCAUUAGUUGUGUGGCUCAUUCUGCUGCUUCAUUCAUUUAGGGUUUCUGUUGCCAACUCGGAAGGUGAUGCUUUGCAUAGCUUAAGGGCAAACCUAAGAGACCCUAACAAUGUGUUGCAGAGUUGGGACCUACCCUUAUUAAUCCUUGCACUUGGUUCCAUGUCACUUGCAACAACGACAAUAAUGUGAUACGAGUUGAUCUUGGAAAUGCAGCUUUAUCUGGUCAAUUAGUUCCUCAGAUUGGGUUAUUGAAGAAUUUGCAGUACUUGGAGCUAUACAGCAAUAACAUAAGUGGACAAAU